AAUGAACGUCUGCGACAAGUCUUCGCUGAGAAAGCGAAUACGGUAGGUCCAUGGCUAGAACGUCAGUUGGAAAGUGUUUUAAGCAUCGGUAUGGGUGGACGAGGUAGUCUAGAGAACGCGAUCACUCAACUUAAGAAUAUUCAACAACAGGUUCAUUUCAGGCUGAAAUUUUGUGUCGUUCUGUUGACUGAUAUAUUUUAA
Anisakis simplex (herring worm) is the source of this 201-nucleotide messenger RNA. The record is from the annotation of a GenBank genome assembly. NCBI's taxonomy places the organism in Eukaryota, Metazoa, Nematoda, Chromadorea, Rhabditida, Anisakidae.